Molecule: messenger RNA, 267 nt
Organism: Aspergillus tanneri
Lineage: Eukaryota; Fungi; Ascomycota; Eurotiomycetes; Eurotiales; Aspergillaceae
Exons: 2
Coding region: 1-267 (88 amino acids)
Source: RefSeq, a predicted model, not a curated record
AUGUAUGACCCUUUCGCCUUCACCUUCAUCCCGUCCACCACCAAUGGAAAUGCCAAUGACAAUCAGCUCGUUCGUCGCUUCCAAUCUGAUACUCUCCUCGCAGCGCUCUUGAAUACCAAAGAGCUCACAAAGGAUAUCGAUCUUUCGCUCUUGGGUAUGGACGAGGAGGAUCUGAAAGCUGCGACGGAGGAUGCCGCGACUAAGGACGCCACGCCUAAGGGUAACGCGUCUAAAGAUAAGGUUCCUGCGAAGGGCACUGCGACCUAA